AUGGAGAAACAGGAGAUCCGCUCGAAGCCGAUCCUGAGCCCGACGCGCUCGCUGGACGAGGGCUUCGAGAGCGACCCGGACCGCAUCUCGACCGACUCGGAGCUGGCCACGGCCCAGCCGACGCCGGCGUUCGACGUCCUGCAGCGGACGGACCGUGAUGGGGUGCAGCACACGCAGAUUGCGCGCCGCAGCGCACCGUCCGAGGUGGCCACCCCGAAGGACAGCGGGCCGGAAAGCAUCAUCUGUCUGGAGGGUGAAAUCGAGAAGGAACUGCGGACGAAGCUGGAAAAGACCAGCCUAGGGCGACCACCGUCCGGACUGCCGAAGCUCGGAGCGGCCAGUGGAACCGGCGGCACUCAGCAGAUGCGCUACCGAAGGAUCAAAACACGAGCCCCGCCACCGCCAAUCGGCUCGUACUACUACCAGAAGCGGUCCGCCUCGGUGGACAGUGUGAACCGGUCCACGGGACCGUACGGGAUGGCCAACCAUCCGGACGCGCAUGGCGCAAGCUCGAUGAACCUUCCGCUCGAUCUGGCGACGGCGGCGGUGGCGCCACCGGGCGAUGUCCUGGCCGGGCGGUUUGUCCGCGUGACGGUCGAUCCCCGGACCCAUCCCCACCACCACCUGCAGCACCAGCCUGCCUCGCUGAACCAGUACCGGCUGGCGUCGCUCUCGACGAACAACAUCUACAAGUACUGCCACGGACCGACGCUGCCAAUGACCGGCCACUACCACCACCACCAUCAGCAGCAGCAGCAGCAACAACAGCAGCAGCAGCAGCAGCAGCAUCAGCACCUUCCCGUCCAGCACCACCACUAUCCGCUGCACCACCAUCAUCACCAAACGCAGCUCGGCGGUGGUUCCGGUGGCCAACAGGGGCAACCGGCGCAUUCUAUGCUCCACGGGCAUGGCCACCAUCUCAGCUACAUACCGACGCCGGUUGCGUCGAGCGGCAGCCUGGCAGCCGGCACCAACGGCAGCAACGGCACCGGCAGCAAUCGCAACAAUUUAUACUCAUUACCACCGCAGUACGGAUUAGCGGCGGCCCAUGCGGCCAGUGCCCUCCACCAGCAGCAGCAGCAGCAGCAGCAGACGCAGCACCAGCCCUCACAGCAUCCCCAGCAGCAGCAGCAGCAUGGCCCGGCCACGUCCGGGUCGUCCCCGUCGGCGCCAGGGGCCGAGGCAGCCGGCAGGAAUUAUCAACAUUUCAAUCAUGUUCCAGUUUGCUGGACCCAAUCGAUACCCAGACAAACGAGACGAUACAUCACCCCGACGACGCUUCCGCAGGUGAUUGCACCAUCGAGCAAGUCCACCGGCACCGGCAUCUCGCAGAAGCUGCGCGACCUGGCGACCUCGGCCGGCUUGCUGACAGCCAAACCGCGGCCCCCGCUCAAACCGGUCAUCAAGACACGCGGCUCCAACAGUACCGAGUUCCCGAAAAAAGUCACAUUCAGUGCUUUUGCAACCGUGCAGGUUGUUUGA
Molecule: messenger RNA, 1482 nt
Organism: Anopheles bellator
Lineage: Eukaryota; Metazoa; Arthropoda; Insecta; Diptera; Culicidae
Product: la-related protein Larp4B
Exons: 2
Coding region: 1-1482 (493 amino acids)
Source: RefSeq, a predicted model, not a curated record